CCCAGCGCUGCCCGCGCACCCCCCGCGGCCGCGCAGUCGGGUCGAGCGGGCUCCGGCGGCAGGGCAGGAUGGACCUGGCUGUGGACUUGUACCUGGCCGUCCCGCUGCUCUUCACCGUCCUGGCCAUCGUCCUCGCCUCCGUCUUCGUGAGGCUGCGGGGAGGCGGCGGCGAGCGGGCGGCGGAGCGGCCCCGGGAACCCGCGGCGGAGCCCGCCCGGGAGGGCGGCCCCGGGGGCGAAGCGGCGGGAGCGGCCGAGGGACCGGAGGACGAGGGGAGCCGGGUGCCGGUGGAGGAGGUCGGGGCGGGCGAGGAGGGGAAGGAGGCGGUCGCCCAGCAGCGGGAGGCGGCGGCGGAGCCGGGCCCCGCGGCCGAGCCCAGCCCCGCGGCGGCCGAGAGCAUCCUCCGGCAGGCUCCCCCAGAGCCCCGGCAGGCUCCCCUAGAAGCUCGGCAGGCUCCCCCAGAGCCCCGGCAGGCUCCCCCAGAACCUCGGCAGGCUCCUCCAGAGCCCCGGCAGGCGCCCCAAGAGCCCCAUCAGCCGCCCCCCCCGGAGCCCCGGCAGCCCGACCACCGAGAGGAUGCGGAGAGCAAGAUACCACCAUUGGGUGCCUCACCUGGAUCCAGCCUCGGGCACACAGGACAAGCAGAGGAUGUGUGUGGCCAUGCAACGCUUCCCAGCCAUGCAGAGGAGGAAGAGGUGGACUCAGAAAACGAGAAGCUGGUGGUGAGAGAGCCCGAGGAUGAGGAUGCUGCAGAUGAGACGUUCUCUUUUAAAUACAGUCCUGGAAAGCUGAGGGGAAACCAGUACAAGUCAAUGAUGUCCAAAGAGGAGCUCGAGGAAGAACAAAGGGUUCAGAGAGAGCAGCUGACUGCCAUCUUCACACUGAUGAAGGAAAAAAGUGACACGUUUGGAGAGAUGUCUGAAGGAGACAUGAAGGAGCAGCUUAGACUGUACGAUAUAUAACCUUGCAGCCAGGGAAGGAUGUGCCCAAAAGCUAUUUUGGCCCUUAUUAUGCAGGACGCUGCAGGCUGUAGUGCUUUAAACAUGUCUCGUUAGUUAUUUUGCAGUUCCAGAUUGUUUAGCAAACACAUACAGGCCGGUGAUGUGUAUUUCAAAGGGCUUGUAAUUCCUUACCCUUUUUAUCUUUUUUUUUUUUUCUUUUUUUAAGAUCUCUCACAUUAUUUUCAUCUCGUACACAGAUUUUUUUUUUACCUCUUUCUGGCUGGGUCACAUGUCUCAGUCAUACAAAGCAGUUAAACUCACAACUUUUUUCUGGCCAUGCUUUAUGCAAAUGAACUUUCAAGCCUAGUCUUUAUCAGUUUGAUAUCUGAAGAAAGCCAAAGAUGUUAGAUGCAAAAUGGAUGAAAAUAGUAGAACCGUAGAAUAACUGAGGUUGGAAGGGUUCUAAGGAGGCCUGUAGUCCAGCCUCCUACUCAAAGCAACAUCAGUUAUGAGACCAAGGCAGGUUACUCAGGGGUUUAUCCUGUUGGGUCUUGAAAACCUCCAAAGACGGAGACUGCACAACCUCUCUUGGCAGAGAGGCUUCCAAUCCUCCAGUUAGAAAUCAAAUAGCCAAAGGCAAGGCAUCAGUGCUCUGAUUAGGGGUGUGUUGCUGUUCUCAUCUCCUUGGAAGGAACCCUUCAUCCUCCUUCACGCUGGCUUUUUGAAACAAAUCCAAGUCGGUUCCAUCUGACCUCGUUGAGCUCAUCUUCACGCCCGAGGAAGCAGCAGCAAACUUCAAGCUGGAAACACGAACACCUCUUCGCCUCCUGACGCUGGUAAAAGGAACAAAAAGAGGUGGCUGACUUUAUUACAAGAGUGAUUGUGUCCACCUCAGAUCUUGCUCUUCUAACGUAAAAUUGUGUGGGAAACUACAUACUUGGGAAAUCUCUGUGAAUUUAUCAAGUAUUUUCAAGUUUUGACCAACACUCAGUGGUUUGAAUAGAGUAAAUCAAUGAGCAUUCCUAAUUACAGCUAAAUGUCUUCUGGUGUACUUAUCUCUCCUAUGAAAUCCUGUUAAAUACUUUCUUAUCAGGAAGGAUUUUCUCAGUUUUAAUAAUUGCUGACAAAGGAAGGCAACAUUUUUUGACCUAGUUGUAGGGAAUGAUCUCUUAAAAGAUUAGGUUUGCUUUAUUUUGUGUAAUCCUUUAGAGUCUGAGAAACCUAAUAUCUCAUUAUCUGUUCACUAUCUCCCACUACAGCAUAUUCUAUAACAACAGACUAUUAAACUUUUAAGAAUUAUUUUAUCCUCUAAUUGUUUCACUUAGGUCAAGGCAUAUUUAUAAUGAGAUCCAAUGGUUUUCCUACCAGUUGUGACUUAAUCUAAAUUUAAUGUCUGAAAAUUACCUCUUCUUAUUCAAUAUGAAUGAAUGAAGUGGGAAAAGGAGUCCCAUGAUGUGAAACAUCAUGCUGGCUUGCUGUGGACAUGAUUUCCUUUGUCAAGCUGUGCAAAGGGAAAAAUGUAGAACGUUUGCAUAUGGGACUUUUCCCUAGUUCAAAGCUGAAAGUAGGAUCUUUUCCAAAGCUCUUUGUGAAAGCAACCAAAGGAGAGUUAAGGUUUAGUUGAUUUUUAGUCUUUGUCUUGUAGACUUUACAGUUUAUUUCCAAAAUAUUUUUGUAUUUCUUAUGUUAUGUUUGUGUCUUCUCUGAAUAGGAACAUUUCUGGGGAAUUAAAAGAAAAAUUCCUCAAACUUCUCCGCUUCACAUUAUGCCAGCAGUGGUAACGCUGCAUAAGGCAGAAUUCAAGGCUGGAAUUCACCCUGUCCUGCCCAUACCAGUUCUGAGCAGUGUCACCAAAAUAUUUAGAUGCAGUUGAUGACAGGACAGUGGUGAAGAUCUGUUAUUUACUAGCUCGAAUUUAGAAAGAAAUUAAGAUAAGUAAAAAAGCCUCUGCCCAAGACACGAAACAGAGGGGUUUCUAGAUGUGAAGCCCAUGGGGUUUGUAUGGUACAUUUUCUCUGUGUGCAUUGGCAAGGCUGUAAUAAAGAGGAGCCUGCUGGA
Empidonax traillii (willow flycatcher) is the source of this 2999-nucleotide messenger RNA. RefSeq names its product matrix remodeling associated 7 (gene MXRA7). Lineage: Eukaryota; Metazoa; Chordata; Aves; Passeriformes; Tyrannidae. The record is from RefSeq and is a predicted model, not a curated record. The coding region runs from base 69 to 962 and encodes 297 amino acids. The transcript has 5 exons.